AUGGCUGACGAACUCUCAACUGCUGGUGCCCCUAUCACAAACUCUGAACUCAUUGUUAAGAUCCUGAGUGGUCUAGGACCAGAGUUUCGUGAGAUUCCUGCCGCAAUUCGUGCUCGUGACUCCACUAUUACGUAUGAAGAACUCUAUGAGAAUCUUCUUGAUCAUGAGCUUUUCCUUAGACAUGAAGAGUCAAAGAAAGCUCCUAGCCAAAUUACUAUUGCUGCUGCUACAUUCGACAAAUCUGGAAACUCCAACAAUCACAACAAUCGUCGCUCCAACAACAACAAUGGCAACAACCAACAAUGGAGAUACAACAAUCGCUUUAAUUCACAAAAUCAGGGGCGAUCUUCGAACACCAACAACUCUUAUGAUGGUGUUCGCUGCCAGUUGUGCAACAAACCAGGUCAUGUUGCAAGUGUAUACAGAUCCAGAUCUCACAAUCAUUUUAAGGCCAAGGCCAACUAUGUUUUGGGAAUGCACGCAUCAGAAAAUCCCUGGAUUCUCGACUCUGGAGCAUCUCAUUGUUGA
Molecule: messenger RNA, 528 nt
Organism: Nicotiana attenuata
Lineage: Eukaryota; Viridiplantae; Streptophyta; Magnoliopsida; Solanales; Solanaceae
Exons: 1
Coding region: 1-528 (175 amino acids)
Source: RefSeq, a predicted model, not a curated record